Messenger RNA from Salvia miltiorrhiza (redroot sage), 1794 nucleotides. Its product is annotated as ACT domain-containing protein ACR11. The transcript has 8 exons. Gene Ontology annotation, cellular component: chloroplast thylakoid membrane; chloroplast stroma. The record is from RefSeq and is a predicted model, not a curated record. NCBI's taxonomy places the organism in Eukaryota, Viridiplantae, Streptophyta, Magnoliopsida, Lamiales, Lamiaceae. Bases 550 to 1422 code for a protein of 290 amino acids.
GGUGAAGACAGACUCACGUCUAUUUCCAGAUAAAAAAAAAAACUCAUCUAUUCACCCAUCUCUCUUGUUUUUCCCAACCUGCAAAUUUUCACACAGAUUUUUUUCGCACCCGAAUGGAUAGAUUCAUUUUCUGAGGCCAAGCUUUUAGCCAGAAAAGAAAUGGAAAGAAAACAAGCACGCCCAUAAAUUCUUUAUCUUUUUGCUUCCUCAGAAAAAUAUUGCAAUAUUCAAAUAUUAUUAAAAAAAAUUAAAGUUCACGCUGACAAAAACCUCUCUAUACAAAGACAGGUUGAGUGUUGGUUUCAUGAGUUAUGGCGGAUACUACUAGAAGUCCUACAUUAGCCACAACUACAAAUUACACACCUACUUUCUUCCAACCCCAAAAAUCCACCUUCGACUUCUUUCUUUUCUUCAACCUUCCACUCUAGCAUUGCUCAACCAAGAAUUCCCUUUAAUUGGAAAGAUAUAAGAUUCAAUCAAGAUUGAAUCUUUUCUUUUGCUGGUUAUUUUGGUGGGGCUGCAGACACCUUUUGCUUCUCAGCAUAGAAAAUGGCUGUAGCUAUGGCUUCUAGUUGUAGUAAUUUUGGGCUUUACAGCAAUUUGAGGGCAAUGGAGAAGCAAUCUAAUCCAAGGGUAUCUUCAUUUUUGUGCUCUUUUGGGUUGGAUCCACUUCAGUUGUCAUGCAUUAAUCCCAAGAAAAGCCUAUCGUCUUCCAUGAGUACAUUUAUACCAAAAGCGUCACCAUCUACUGCUGUGGAGGGUGGAAGUUCUCAGGAGACAGAAGAUGUAGUUCCCACCCCCAUCGUAAUAAUAGAUCAAGAUUCUGAUGAAGAUGCUACCAUUGUUGAAAUCACCUUUGGGGAUCGCCUUGGAGCUCUCCUCGAUACAAUGCAUGCUCUUAAGAGUCUUGGACUGAACGUUGUCAAGGCUAAUGUAUACCUAGAUGCUUCCGGAAAACACAACAAGUUUGCUAUUACUAAAGCCUCAACUGGAAGAAAGGUUGAUGAUCCGGAGCUGCUUGAGGCAAUCCGUUUGACAAUUAUCAACAAUCUGCUUGAGUAUCACCCGGAGUCAAGCGUUCAGUUGGCGAUGGGAGCUGCAUUUGGUGUGACACCACCGAAAACGAUCGAUCUGGAUAUUGCAACGCAUAUCCACGUCUAUGAUGAUGGUCCCGAGCAAAGCUUGCUAUGUGUAGAAACAGCUGAUCGUCCAGGAUUGCUGGUGGAUCUUGUGAAGAUCAUCACUGAUAUAAAUAUCACUGUUAAAUCUGGGGAGUUCGAUACUGAGGUAACAAGAGGGUUUCAUACAAACUAUUUCACAUCGGUUAUUCUAAACUUUACAGCACCGUGGCUUGCAUUAAAUGUGAUUUCCCUUGUAGGGCUUGCUGGCCAAGGCAAAAUUUCAUGUAAGCUACAACGGUAAAGCCCUCAUUAAGCCUCUUCAGCAGGUAUGUCUAUUGAUGAGCAAAGAUUUUUUAGUUUUGAGUCGAUUGUGAUAUGAUGCAUCGUUGUGAUCCCAAAAAUCGCGGCAGGUUCUUGCAAACAGUCUGCGAUAUUUCUUGAGGAGUCCGAGCACGGAGGAAGCAAGUUUUUGAUACAUUGAAGAAGAUGCCUUCCAUUAGAAAUCACUAGUUUGGCAAAGCAUCUGUUUUAGCAUAAUCCUUUUACACCAAUAAUUGUGCGUUGUAUAUUAGUAUAUUAUUGUAAACACAAUUGGUGGUUGUAACUCUUCCGCAGAUUUGAGUUUCCAGAAAAAUUAUUUUAGUAGCAAAUGGUGACAUAUUUUAUGACUGAA